Molecule: messenger RNA, 1399 nt
Organism: Pocillopora damicornis (cauliflower coral)
Lineage: Eukaryota; Metazoa; Cnidaria; Anthozoa; Scleractinia; Pocilloporidae
Product: cathepsin L-like peptidase
Biological process (GO): proteolysis
Molecular function (GO): cysteine-type peptidase activity
Source: RefSeq, a predicted model, not a curated record
ACGACAAAGAAACUGUUCAGAAUUUUGGGCACGUUCUCCGUUAUUUCUUCAGCUAGGAAAUAUUCCUGUAGUUCAGAAGAAAUUGGACAGAAAGAUUUGCAGUACUGAUGUGCUACAUCAUAGAUUUAAGCUGCUUGGCUGAACUCGGACAAGUAAAAUGAAGGACCAUGUGCCAAAAAUACCUCAUAAGCUAAUGAUAUGUUUGCUGGCUAACAUCUGAGAUUCAUCAUGAAGUGUUUAGUUCUAUUAGCAAUCUCUCUUGGAAUUUCAUUAGCCUGGCCAGCUGGCAAACAAGAAUUUGAUGCACUAGAAGAUCCAAGCUGGAAGGUGUGGAAAUCAUUCCACAAUAAAGAGUAUGAAAAUGUUGAUGAAGAGAGAAUACGCAACUUCAUCUGGCAAGAUAACUUGAAGAGGAUUGUCUCUCACAACCAGGCUCACAAAUACAAACUAGCUAUGAAUCACCUUGGAGACUUGACAUCUCGUGAAGUAAAGGAAUUGUUGAAUGGUUUCAAGAUGAAGAAGAGUUCAACAGGCUCUAAAGAAAAGUCCCCCACAUUUCUGGCACCAUCAAAUUUGAAGGUUCCUGACUCUGUUGACUGGAGAAAGGAGGGUUAUGUUACACCUGUUAAAAACCAAGGGCAUUGUGGAUCUUGCUGGGCAUUCAGCACAACUGGAGCUCUGGAAGGACAGCACUUUAGGAAGACUGGAAAACUUGUCUCUCUCAGUGAACAGAAUCUGGUUGAUUGUUCAUCAGCAUUUGGUAACAAUGGUUGUCAUGGUGGUUUGAUGGACAACGCUUUUAAGUACAUCAAAAGCAAUGAUGGAGUUGACACAGAAAUUUCCUACCCUUAUCAAGCACAGGUCGGCACUUGUCACUUUAACGUUUCUGAUGUUGGUGCAACAGACACUGGUUAUAUGGAUAUCACAUCUGGUGAUGAAUCUGCCCUACAAGCUGCUUCAGCAUCAGUUGGUCCCAUCUCAGUAGCAAUUGAUGCCAGCCAUAGCUCAUUUCAUUUUUAUCACUCAGGGGUUUAUGAUGACCCUUCUUGUAGUAGCACUGAACUUGAUCAUGGUGUCCUUGUGGUGGGAUAUGGAAAUGAGGAUGGACAGGACUACUGGCUGAUUAAGAACAGUUGGGGGACAGCAUGGGGAGAGGAGGGCUUCAUCAAAAUUGCUCGAAACCAGAACAACAAAUGUGGAGUUGCAACCGCAGCAAGCUACCCCUUGGUUUAGGAUGAGCUGCUGAUGAUGGUGUGAUAGGAAAUGCAGCAAAUUCAGGCUAUUAAAAGAAAUAUAUUGCUUUAUAAUUACUGUAAAUUAAUUUGGUUUUCAUAUUUGUAAGAUAAUCAGAGCAAAAUAUUCUCACCAAAUUUAAAAAAUUUCUCUUAUUGUUGAUAUA